Oryza brachyantha (malo sina) is the source of this 1006-nucleotide messenger RNA. RefSeq names its product EEF1A lysine methyltransferase 4. NCBI's taxonomy places the organism in Eukaryota, Viridiplantae, Streptophyta, Magnoliopsida, Poales, Poaceae. The transcript has 9 exons. Gene Ontology annotation, molecular function: S-adenosylmethionine-dependent methyltransferase activity. Bases 129 to 869 code for a protein of 246 amino acids. The record is from RefSeq and is a predicted model, not a curated record.
GGAGGCGACGCGAGACAGACCGGCGGCCCCCGCGCCUCGCCAAGCCACGCCACGACCACCACCGAUCCGGGGGAGCGGCCAUUGCCGGCGACCAGAUCCGACUCCCGAGGCUCGCGCGAGGAGGCGCGAUGACGGGAGGGGGAGGGACGGCGGCGCAGGCGUACGGCGAGGCGUGGUACUGGGACGAGCGGUACCGGAAGGAGGCCGGCCCGUUCGACUGGUACCAGAAGUACCCCGCCCUCGCGCCGCUGCUCUCCCUCUACGUCCGCCGCCACCACCGCCUCCUCCUCGUCGGCUGCGGCAACUCCGUUUUUGGUGAAAACAUGGCUGAUGAUGGUUAUCAAGACAUUAUCAACAUAGAUAUAUCAUCAGUGGUGAUUGAACAAAUGAUGAAGAAAUACCGUGACAAGCCUCACCUUAAAUACAUGAAGAUGGAUGUAAGGAACAUGGCUGAAUUUGAGUCCGGUUCAUUCGACGCUGUUAUUGAUAAAGGAACGCUAGAUUCUAUUAUGUGUGGCCAAAAUUCACAAGAGAAUGCAUCUCAGAUGCUAGAAGAGGUCAACAGAAUUCUCAAGGCUAAGGGAGCUUAUAUUCUGAUCACUUAUGGAGACCCAAGUUACCGAUUGCGUCUCCUUAAAGACCUGCAGCUUUGGACGGUAAAGCUUCAUGUCAUAGAUAGAUGGGAAAGAAGUCGCGAGCCUUCAUGGGAACUGACGAAGCCACUGCCUUUAGAUGGUGAUAGCACAUCAGUUGUUAGUAUUCUUGGCCCAAAACCUGAUGUUCACUAUAUUUAUGUCUGUAUAAAGGGCAGCGACGAUGGGAAGUCACAUUUGGAUUCCAGGGCUGAAGCCAAUGGAGAAGCAAAAUAAUUUCAGCUCAUAACCCUUUUGUAUCAUGUAUAAUCAGAGUAGGAAUAAUGUAGUACAGACACUGUAUAAUUAUUAUGUUGUUGUUGCUUGAUGAACCACUUGGUGUUAUUGGCAAUAGCUAAGCUAAUUUUCUCAUA